ACUAAAUAAAAUUCAUACAUACAACUAUGUGAUUUUGUCUGUGUGUACGUGUAUGUGUGUAUGUGUGUGUAUAUAUAUGUAUGUGAGAAAACAGGACCAAAAACCCCAUACUCACUCUCUCUCCUCUCUCUAUCAUGGAGAACAACAAGCAGCCAUUGCUCUCCAGUCCCAGAGAGGAUGUCCAAGCACCAGACACUCCCCAAAGCCUCCAAAGACCAUCAAACAGAUCUUACUCAUCCUUCAUUGCCGACGAAGACGACAUUACUCCGAUCACCGGAGUCCGAGACUUUUUCCGAGAGUUCACAGUCGAAUCCAAAAAGCUCUGGUACCUCGCCGGCCCGGCCAUCUUCACGAGCCUCUGCCAAUACUCCCUUGGCGCCAUCACCCAGGUCCUCGCCGGCCACGUCGGCACUCUCGAGCUCGCCGCCUUCUCCGUCGAAAACUCCGUCAUCGCCGGUUUCUCUUUCGGCGUCAUGUUGGGAAUGGGAAGUGCGCUAGAGACGCUGUGCGGACAAGCGUACGGAGCAGGACAGCUGGAUAUGCUAGGGGUGUAUAUGCAGAGAUCAUGGGUGAUCCUGAACAGCACAGCCUUCGUACUGAUGUGGUUCUAUAUCUUUGCAACCCAAUUCCUGAAACUCAUAGGUCAGACCACCGAGAUAUCGGAGUCGGCGGGGCAGUUCGCGCUGUGGAUGAUUCCGCAACUCUACGCCUACGCGAUGAACUUCCCGAUCGCCAAGUUCUUGCAGGCGCAGAGCAAGAUCAUGGCCAUGGCCUGGAUCGCCGCGGUGGUGCUGCUACUGCACACGGGGUUCAGCUGGCUGUUUAUGCUGAAGCUGGGGUGGGGGAUGGUGGGCGCCGCCGUGGUGCUCAACGUGUCGUGGUGGCUCAUAGUGGUGGCUCAGCUCGUUUACAUCUUCAGUGGGACGUGUGGUCGAGCAUGGAGUGGUUUUACAUUGAAGGCCUUUUCCAAUCUGUGGGGGUUUGUGAGGCUAUCACUUGCCUCUGCUGUAAUGCUCUGUCUAGAAGUAUGGUAUUUUAUGGCAUUAAUACUCUUUGCUGGAUAUUUAAAGAACGCAGAAGUUUCAGUUGAUGCGUUAUCAAUAUGCACCAACAUUGUGGGUUGGGCGGUCAUGGUGGCACUUGGAUGCAAUGCAGCCAUAAGUGUAAGGGUGUCUAAUGAAUUGGGCGCGGCACAUCCAAGAACUGCAAAAUUUUCAGUGGUGGUCGUGGUGAUAAGUUCGUUUGUAAUUGGUCUCAUCCUCUCACUCUUUCUUAUAAUCUUCCGAAAACAGUACCCUUCCUUGUUUUCGGACAAUGAAGAAGUUGAAGAGCUUGUGUAUGAUCUCACACCAGUUCUAGCAGCUUGCAUCAUCAUUAACAAUGUUCAACCCGUUCUAUCCGGAGUGGCUAUUGGAGCUGGAUGGCAAGCUUUUGUUGCUUAUGUAAAUAUUGCUUGCUAUUAUGUUUUUGGUGUUCCUUUGGGUCUCGUAAUGGGAUUCACACUCGGCAUGGGUGUCAAGGGGAUUUGGUAUGGCAUGCUGACAGGAACAGUGGUACAAACCUGUGUCUUGUUCUGGAUGAUUUAUAAAACCAAUUGGAACAAAGAGGCUUCAAUUGCUGGGGAUAGAAUAAAACAAUGGGGAGGCGAACAAGACACCAAAGAGAACGAUGUGGAGAGAUUAAUCAACUGAUCGAAUCCAAGAAGUUGCCGGGAAAAUUAAUUACGAACAGGAGCCGAAGAUUUUGCAAAAUUCAAUCACAGAGAGAGAGAGGAAAUUCAUGAUUUGCAGAUAUCAUUGUUUUUGAAGUGAAAUUCUUUGUUUAAAAGACCAUCUUUUGUAUUAAUCUUCAAGCAAUGCCUUCAACAGUUAUUUGUGAUGUGUUAAAACUUAGAACAAAACAUUUAUAAAGUGAUUAUAAAUUUGGAACUUUGGAACUGAGUAUCAACUCAGCUGUUCAUC
Cornus florida is the source of this 1961-nucleotide messenger RNA. RefSeq names its product protein DETOXIFICATION 29-like. Bases 135 to 1691 code for a protein of 518 amino acids. The record is from RefSeq and is a predicted model, not a curated record. NCBI's taxonomy places the organism in Eukaryota, Viridiplantae, Streptophyta, Magnoliopsida, Cornales, Cornaceae. Gene Ontology annotation, biological process: xenobiotic detoxification by transmembrane export across the plasma membrane. Gene Ontology annotation, molecular function: xenobiotic transmembrane transporter activity; antiporter activity. The transcript is spliced from 8 exons. Gene Ontology annotation, cellular component: vacuolar membrane.